CCGAAUGCUGCGCGCUUGGUGGCGGCUCGGGCCGGGCGGCCGCCAGCUUAUCCGCGCUGCGUCCCCGACUCGCGGCGGUUCCGCGCGCGGCUAGGUCCUCAGCGUCGGCGCGGCUCGCCACGGCCCCGGCUCUGGGCACCGCGAGAACCGAGCGUCCGGGCCACCGGCCGCCGCCUCCCUGCGCCCGCAGGGCUGGAGGGCGCACAGUGGACCCCUCGCCGCGGUUCAGACCUCGCCGGCGCGCGGUUGGUAGGAGGAGAGGGUUGGAGCUGUUUUCUCCUUGAUGCCAAGAUACGCCAAGCAAGGAAUACUCUUCUCUUGCCACAGUCCUCCACCGAGAACUGGCCUCCAGGACGUGAAGACGGAGACAAGAGCUUUGCUGCCACUCCAGCCACUCCCCACGGUCUGUGGGCGUAGACCGUGCAGGCAACUGAGCACUGCCCCAGAGACGAGCAGGAGGUGGGAGAGAGCAUGGUUUCCCCUGUUGGCCAUCCCCAGCCAUCCUGCUGCUAGCGCCACCCUGGAGAGACACGUGGGGGCUGCUCUGCCCAUGCUCGCCCCGGCCGUGCAGCCAGGGGCCUGCCAGGGCUAGGAGUGGGGCCUGCUGUUCAUGGGUCUCUAGGGAUUUCCAUGAUGCUCGGGAAGAGAGGCUGUGGCUGGUGGCGGGCCCAGCUGCCCCUUUGCCUGCUCCUCAGCCUCUACGGCCCCUGGGUGCCUUCCUCCCUGGGGAAACCCAAAGGCCACCCCCACAUGAACUCCAUCCGCAUAGAUGGGGAUAUCACGCUAGGAGGCCUGUUCCCCGUGCACGGCCGGGGCUCCGAGGGCAAGGCCUGCGGCGAGCUCAAGAAGGAGAAGGGCAUCCACCGGCUGGAGGCCAUGCUCUUUGCUCUGGACCGCAUCAACAAUGACCCGGACCUGCUGCCCAACAUCACGCUGGGCGCCCGCAUCCUGGACACCUGCUCCAGGGACACCCAUGCCCUCGAGCAGUCGCUGACCUUUGUGCAGGCGCUCAUCGAGAAGGACGGCACGGAGGUCCGUUGUGGCAGCGGUGGCCCGCCCAUCAUCACCAAACCUGAGCGCGUGGUGGGUGUCAUCGGUGCUUCAGGGAGCUCGGUCUCCAUUAUGGUGGCCAACAUCCUUCGCCUCUUCAAGAUCCCCCAGAUCAGCUACGCCUCCACAGCCCCCGACCUGAGUGACAACAGCCGCUACGACUUCUUCUCCCGCGUGGUGCCCUCGGACACGUACCAGGCCCAGGCCAUGGUGGACAUUGUCCGUGCCCUCAAGUGGAACUACGUGUCCACGCUGGCCUCGGAGGGCAGCUACGGCGAGAGCGGCGUGGAGGCCUUCAUCCAGAAGUCCCGCGAGGACGGGGGCGUGUGUAUCGCCCAGUCGGUGAAGAUCCCACGGGAGCCCAAAAUGGGAGAAUUCGACAAGAUCAUCCGGCGCCUCCUGGAGACCUCGAAUGCCAGGGCAGUCAUCAUCUUCGCCAAUGAGGAUGACAUCAGGCGUGUGCUGGAGGCGGCACGGAGAGCCAACCAGACGGGCCACUUCUUCUGGAUGGGCUCGGACAGCUGGGGCUCCAAGAUUGCGCCUGUGCUGUACCUGGAGGAGGUGGCCGAGGGUGCUGUCACCAUCCUCCCCAAGAGGAUGUCUGUGCGAGGCUUCGACCGCUACUUCUCCAGCCGCACACUGGACAACAACCGGCGCAACAUCUGGUUUGCCGAGUUCUGGGAGGACAACUUCCACUGCAAGCUGAGCCGCCACGCGCUCAAGAAGGGGAGCCACGUCAAGAAGUGCACCAACCGCGAGCGCAUUGGGCAGGACUCCGCGUACGAGCAGGAGGGGAAGGUGCAGUUUGUGAUUGACGCGGUAUACGCCAUGGGCCACGCGCUGCAUGCCAUGCACCGUGACCUGUGCCCGGGUCGCGUGGGGCUCUGCCCGCGCAUGGACCCUGUGGAUGGCACCCAGCUGCUCAAGUACAUCCGAAGCGUCAACUUCUCAGGCAUCGCGGGGAACCCGGUGACCUUCAAUGAGAAUGGAGACGCGCCCGGGCGCUAUGACAUCUACCAGUACCAGUUGCGCAACGGCUCGGCCGAGUACAAGGUCAUUGGCUCCUGGACCGACCACCUGCACCUCAGAAUAGAGCGGAUGCACUGGCCGGGGAGCAGCCAGCAGCUGCCCCGCUCCAUCUGCAGCCUGCCCUGCCAGCCAGGCGAGCGGAAGAAGACAGUGAAGGGCAUGCCGUGCUGCUGGCACUGCGAGCCCUGCACGGGGUACCAGUACCAGGUAGACCGCUAUACCUGUAAGACGUGUCCCUACGACAUGCGGCCCACGGAGAACCGCACUGGCUGCCGGCCCAUCCCCAUCAUCAAGCUCGAGUGGGACUCGCCCUGGGCCGUGCUGCCCCUCUUCCUGGCCGUGGCGGGCAUCGCUGCGACUGUCUUCGUGGUGGUCACCUUCGUGCGCUACAACGACACGCCCAUCGUCAAGGCCUCCGGGCGCGAGCUCAGCUACGUGCUGCUGGCGGGCAUCUUCCUGUGCUAUGCCACCACCUUCCUCAUGAUUGCCGAGCCCGACCUGGGCACCUGCUCACUGCGCCGUGUCUUCCUGGGGCUGGGCAUGAGCAUCAGCUACGCAGCACUGCUCACCAAGACCAACCGCAUCUACCGCAUCUUCGAGCAGGGCAAGCGGUCGGUCAGCGCCCCGCGCUUCAUCAGCCCCGCCUCGCAGCUGGCCAUCACCUUCAGCCUCAUCUCCCUGCAGCUGCUGGGCAUCUGCGUGUGGUUCGUGGUGGACCCCUCCCACUCGGUGGUGGACUUCCAGGACCAGCGGACGCUCGACCCCCGCUUCGCCAGGGGCGUGCUCAAGUGCGACAUCUCGGACCUGUCGCUCAUCUGCCUGCUGGGCUACAGCAUGCUGCUCAUGGUCACGUGCACCGUGUACGCCAUCAAGACGCGCGGUGUGCCCGAGACCUUCAACGAGGCCAAGCCCAUCGGCUUCACCAUGUACACCACCUGCAUCGUCUGGCUCGCCUUCAUCCCGAUCUUCUUUGGCACCUCGCAGUCGGCCGACAAGCUGUACAUCCAGACGACGACGCUGACGGUCUCGGUGAGUCUGAGCGCCUCGGUGUCCCUGGGGAUGCUCUACAUGCCCAAGGUCUACAUCAUCCUCUUCCACCCGGAGCAGAACGUGCCCAAGCGCAAGCGCAGCCUCAAAGCCGUCGUCACCGCCGCCACCAUGUCCAACAAGUUCACGCAGAAAAGCAGCUUCCGGCCCAACGGCGAGGCCAAGUCCGAGCUCUGCGAGAACCUCGAGGUCCCAGCGCUGGCCACCAAACAGACCUACGUCACCUACACCAACCAUGCAAUCUAGCUCGGCCACUGGAGCCAAUCAGGAGGUGGAGGAGGGACGACCUGAGACCCUUGUGGAUGGUGCAUCGGGCCAGGGUCUCUCCCAAGGUCCCAGCGGAUGUCCUGCCUGUCCGUGGGUGCCCAUGGACAAGGCUUGGUGCUGAGGAUGGCAGAGCCCCCGGUGGUCACUGAUGGGCAGCCUGGGCCAGCUGGGUGGACGGCAGGAGGAGGAUGAGGGGCUGGGGCAGCUUCAGGCCACCCCAAGGGCCUGGGGCUUGGACCAUUGCCCCCUCCUGGCCCCAAAUAACAGGGGCUUAGGUUGUGUGGGCCCCAGCACUGGUUUUCUCUCUCCCUCCCUCCUCCUUCUGUCCAAUUGGUGACUUAAUCUGUCUCCGUGCCUGUCUUUAUUUUCUCUUAUCUCUUAGCAUCUCCACUAUUUAUCUCACCCUGUCUCCGUCUGUCUGCACUCUUGCUUUUUCUGUAUCUUCUUUCUGACUCUUGCCUCUGCUUCCUCUCCCUUGUCCACACUCCAUCCCCAGUCUCUUGUUUUUCUCUUGUGCUCCAUCAAUG
Messenger RNA from Choloepus didactylus (southern two-toed sloth), 3920 nucleotides. RefSeq names its product glutamate metabotropic receptor 4 (gene GRM4). Gene Ontology annotation, biological process: regulation of synaptic transmission, glutamatergic; G protein-coupled glutamate receptor signaling pathway. Gene Ontology annotation, molecular function: adenylate cyclase inhibiting G protein-coupled glutamate receptor activity. Gene Ontology annotation, cellular component: membrane. Bases 631 to 3372 code for a protein of 913 amino acids. NCBI's taxonomy places the organism in Eukaryota, Metazoa, Chordata, Mammalia, Pilosa, Megalonychidae. The transcript has 11 exons. The record is from RefSeq and is a predicted model, not a curated record.